GCGGCGGGACGUCAGCCGGGCGGCGGUGUGACGUGGGCGGGCCGCGAGGAGCGGUGACAGCUGCAGCCGGCCGCCCCCGCCUCUUUGCCUGGCCUCGGGCGGGGAAGCAGCAGCAGCAGCAGCGGCGGCGGCGGCCGGCAGAUCUAUAACCGUAUACCUGAAGUCAACAAUGUUUUCCAAGCUAGCCCAGUCUCAGACCAUUGCUCUUCUCUGUCGGGGCGUUCAUGCUUCAGUGAGUUCUGCUGCCUCAGUUGCUACUAAAAAAACCAUCCAAGGACCUCCAUCCUCUGAAUACAUUUUUGAACGUGAGGCUAAAUAUGGUGCCCACAACUAUCACCCACUACCUGUUGCUCUGGAAAAAGGAAAAGGUGUUUAUGUGUGGGAUGUUGAAGGCAGAAAAUAUUUUGACUUUCUGAGUGCUUACAGUGCUGUUAAUCAAGGCCACUGUCAUCCAAGGAUUGUGAAUGCUCUGAAAGCUCAGUCUGAAAAACUGACCCUUACAUCUAGAGCAUUCUACAAUGACGUACUUGGUGAAUAUGAGGAGUUUAUCACCAAAAUGUUCAAUUACAACAAAGUUCUUCCAAUGAACACAGGAGUGGAAGCUGGAGAAACUGCCUGUAAACUGGCUCGGAAGUGGGCAUACACUGUGAAAGGAAUUCCAAAAUACAAAGCAAAAAUUAUUUUUGCAGCUGGCAACUUCUGGGGUAGAACAAUGUCUGCUAUCUCUAGUUCUACUGACCCAUCCAGUUAUGAUGGCUUUGGACCCUUUAUGCCAGGUUUCGAAGUGAUCCCAUACAAUGACCUACCAGCUCUUGAGCGGGCACUUCAAGAUCCCAAUGUAGCAGCUUUCAUGGUUGAACCAAUUCAAGGUGAAGCAGGUGUGGUUGUUCCUGACAAAGGGUACCUCACGGGAGUGCGGGACCUCUGCACAAAACACAAUGUUCUGUUUAUUGCUGAUGAAAUACAGACUGGUUUAGCCAGAACGGGGAAAAUGCUAGCUGUUGACCAUGAAAAUGUGAGACCCGAUAUAAUUCUUCUUGGAAAGGCCCUUUCUGGUGGCUUAUAUCCUGUCUCAGCAGUACUAUGUGAUGAUGAAGUUAUGUUGACCAUUAAGCCUGGUGAACAUGGAUCUACAUAUGGAGGAAAUCCGUUAGCUUGCCGUGUGGCCAUGACAGCACUGGAGGUAAUUGAAGAAGAAGACUUGGUUAAAAAUGCAGAAGUAAUGGGUAACAUAUUGAGAAAUGAGCUCAUGAAGGCACCAUCUGAUAUCGUAACUUGUGUAAGAGGGAGAGGACUAUUAAAUGCAAUUGUGAUUCGGGAAACCAAAGACUGUGAUGCCUGGAAAGUGUGUUUGCGACUUCGUGAUAACGGACUUCUUGCCAAACCUACCCAUGGUGAUAUCAUUCGACUGGCACCGCCGCUUGUGAUUAAGGAGGAUGAAAUCAGAGAGUGCACUGAAAUAAUUCAUAAGACCCUUCUGUCAUUCUGAAUACAUGUUUCUUCCAGUGUAUCUGCUGACUGACCCAAGGUGGUGUGUUGAAAUACAUGCUAUGGAGGCCUGCCCUUGAAGCAAGCAUCUUUCAUUCCUUUUACCUAAGAGGACCUAACUCUUUAAAAUUUAGCUAUGUCUUUAAAUUAAAUUGGAUCUGAAGAAAAUAAAUCAUGAUUCUAAAGAGCUUCCAAUCUUGAAA
Messenger RNA from Dromaius novaehollandiae (emu), 1691 nucleotides. RefSeq names its product ornithine aminotransferase (gene OAT). Bases 170 to 1489 code for a protein of 439 amino acids. The record is from RefSeq and is a predicted model, not a curated record. NCBI's taxonomy places the organism in Eukaryota, Metazoa, Chordata, Aves, Casuariiformes, Dromaiidae. Gene Ontology annotation, molecular function: L-ornithine transaminase activity; pyridoxal phosphate binding; identical protein binding. The transcript is spliced from 10 exons. Gene Ontology annotation, cellular component: cytoplasm.